ACAGGAAGUCAGCUGGGACUCCACUAACCAGUCUAUGCAACCGUGGUGAGGAGAAAAGCAGAGGACACUUUAGGUUGGACUUCUGACCGUCAAGAUUUGAAACAAGCCUGCACAGACUCACCUGAACUGGACAGGUGAAGAAUCUCCAAAUGUACAGUUUUCUUAGACAGUGAGAAUAUUUCUGUUAUGUAGAAUCUACUGCAUUGCACAAUAAUGUAGCAAAAUCAUUUUUGGGUCAAUGUUUUUACUGGGUUUUUCCCACGGGGAACUAACGGAGCAAGUGAAAAUAAAAUAUCACCGGACAAAUAAAAAAGUGAAAGUCCCUUGAAGAAAAAACCCUCCUCCUCACUCUGCUUAUUUAACUCUCAAAACUUGACUUAGUCUCUCACAUUAUCAGUCCGGCUUCAAAAUGAAAGCUGCAACUCUACCACUGCUGUUCUUCAUCAUCUUUGCACUGACUGCAAUGGUUUGCGAAGGACUGAUACAAGGAAAAGCACAGCGUUGUUUUUGCCAAAAGAAUACACAGGAAAGGGUAAAACCUGCCCUUGUGAAGACGUUAGAGAUAUUCCCUCCAAGCGCCUCCUGUGCAAAGACUGAGAUCAUAUUAACCCUGAAGAAAGGAAGGCAGGUCUGCCUGAAUCCAGACGGAAGCCAAGGACAGAAAUUCUUAACUGGAAAGAAGCAAAAGAACAAGUCCAAGGAACAACAAGGCAAGAAGCAGAUGAAGAACAAGCCACAAAACUAAAAGAAAUCUACAGCUGAUUACAGCAGCUUAAUAGUCUCUGAUUUAAGUGAUUUCUACAGACAUGAUUGCUCAGCCUUUUCCCUUGAUUUACUUUCCAGAGCAAAAUCAAUUACCAUGAUAUAUACAGGUUCAUAGAAAUGAAGUCAAAGUCAUCACGGUAUGUGUGUAUAUGUCUUUUUGUAUAUGUCAUAUUUACUCUGAUUUAUACUGAUGAGCUGUCAAACACCCUCAGGAAAUAAUCCUGCAUGCUUUUGUGUGUGUAUCAAAAAUCUAACCUGUCCUAUUUCUAGUUAAAUAAUUACAAGAAAUAAAUGUUUUUCUUACUAAUUAUUACUUCUAAUCAAAUGACCUGACAGUAGCUGAUAAAAAUAAUAAUAAUAAUACAUACACAAUGAUAGUACACAAUUAACAUUUAACAAUAUUAAACUGAUUGACUACUUGAUGAAGUGAAAGCUGAAGCAAAAAAAAAAAUGAAAUAAAACCUUAAUACAAAUGGAAUACA
This is a messenger RNA of Hemibagrus wyckioides, 1247 nucleotides long. Its product is annotated as C-X-C motif chemokine 9-like. Gene Ontology annotation, molecular function: CXCR chemokine receptor binding; chemokine activity. The coding region runs from base 410 to 745 and encodes 111 amino acids. NCBI's taxonomy places the organism in Eukaryota, Metazoa, Chordata, Actinopteri, Siluriformes, Bagridae. The transcript has 4 exons. Gene Ontology annotation, biological process: antimicrobial humoral immune response mediated by antimicrobial peptide; neutrophil chemotaxis; cellular response to lipopolysaccharide. The record is from RefSeq and is a predicted model, not a curated record. Gene Ontology annotation, cellular component: extracellular region.